Messenger RNA from Cooperia oncophora, 1017 nucleotides. Lineage: Eukaryota; Metazoa; Nematoda; Chromadorea; Rhabditida; Trichostrongylidae. The record is from the annotation of a GenBank genome assembly.
AUGACUAUUGAUAUGGCAGUGCUAGGAGGGCCACGAGAACGAACAGCAUCGAACGCUCAAACGAUUUCGUCGUGCACUUCCCCCGCGACGAGCGAAGUCGAAGUAGACGAUUUGGCCGUGCUUGUUUCACAACAACGAUUUCGAGAUGACGAUGGGUUGACACGUGAGGAGCGAGCGUUUUUCGACAGGGUCGUUUCUGAGUGCACAUCAUUACGUGCAGCGAUGGACGCGGGAGGGAUUGGUGCGUCAUCGUCCCAGGGAACUUCACAGGUGGCAGCUUCAAAAGACGAAUCAUCACCGGCUCGAGCUGAAUCUCGUCUUGAUGAUACGGAACAGACAAUGAGCACGACCAGUACAUGGCAUGAUGAAAUCGAUUCGCUUGAAUAUAUUGAUGGAGUCGACGAUCGCGAUCCGCUCAUACCGGGCACGUCAUCCGCUGUUACGUCCGUUAGCUCAGCCCCAAGCUCUUCAGCUGCGGUGAAAACUGGCCAACAACGGGACAGUGAUGACAUCAAAGCGCAUUUGGAUAAACUGGCGAGGAUUGCAGGACAGCUCAGCCAUCGUCAUGCAGAUUUCAACCCUAAACGAGACCGUGCCUCGAUCAACAAGAUGCGCUCACAGAUGAAAGAAUUGCUACGAAGGGUGAACGAAAUCGAGAAAAAGGUCGGCAGUGGUGAUGUAAGAGGCGAAGUGAGGCAGCUGAUGCGCACACUGGAAGAGAUGAAGCGUGCGCUUGGAGAGGGCCCAGCGCCAAAAUCAACGUCGACAACGCCUAUUCUCACAAUGCACAAUAAAACACCGUUUUGGAACGAACAUAAUCAAGUGUAUCAGCUGGACUUUGGCGGACGUGUCACUCAGGAGUCGGCGAAGAAUUUCCAGGUGGAAAUGGACGGAAAACAGGUGCUGCAAUUUGGUCGAAUCGAAGGUGGUGCAUACACGUUGGACUUCCGCCGACCGUUCUCUGCAACUCAAGCGUUCGCCGUUGCUCUUGCCAGUAUCACUCAAAGACUCAAAUAG